UGACGGAGGACCGUAAAUUGUAGACGGUCUGGCGAAACAGAUUGUUUGAUUAGUUCAAGUGCGAUUACUAGUUAUUGCGCUCGUUAUUUAUAAAGUAGUUCAUCAUUCACCGUUUGACGGGGCGACGAAAUGGUGAAAUCGAAAGUAAACAAUUUGGACGGUCUUUUGUCGAAAACGUUGGGAAAAAACGUCGAAAUUCUGGCGCAAAGAACUUCUCUCUUGACGGCGCCCGGUGAGCACUACGGGUCCGUGAUGCUCGCGCUUGAAGUAACAAUGAAAAAUUCAGAUGGAAACAAGGAGACUUUGAACUUGGUGGCUAAACUGAUUCCGGCAAACGAAAUGUUAAGGGUAGCUUUCGAUAUAUAUGUGACGUUCAAAAAAGAAGUAUUCGCCUACACGGAGUCCAUUCCGGCCCUGAUAGAAUUACAGAGAGAGUACAAUGUACCCGAAGAAAAGAUUAUAAAUAUAUUUCCAAAGUGUUACGGUGCCAGGGUCAGCCUAGACGGAAACAGCAAUGAAGUCGAUGAGGACGGCGUGCUUAUAUUUGAGAAUUUAAAACUGCUGGGUUACAAAACCGAAGACAGGCUGACCGGUUUCGACUUAGAGGGUACCAGGAUAGUCGUCAGAGAUUUAGCAAAAUUCCACGCGCUUCCGAUAGCACUAAAGCUUAUCAAACCUGAUGUGUUCAAAGAAAAGAUAAUGCCCUCCUUGGUGCAGAACAAAGGGCUGGAGCAGCUACCGGAGGAGGUGGGAAGGGCAUUCCACGAAAGUAUCAUGGAAGGAGCCAAGGAAAUCGAAGAGCUGCAGCCAUAUAUGGAACGUAUACAGAAGGUUGUAGACUAUGCGGCGGAACAUCCCUUUGUGUUGCGCCCUCCACCCAAUGAACCGUGGGGCACCAUGUCGCACUCCGACUAUUGGACUAGCAAUACGAUGCUGCUGAGGGACGAAAACGGGAAACCCCUGAUGAACAAGAUGGUGGACCUCCAACUAAUGACGUACAAUUCGGCGCUACGCGACCUGGUUUUUUUCUUGUUUACCAGUGUAAUAAACGACGUGUUAGAUAUGCACUACGACGAGUUCCUCGGGCUGUACCACGAAAGUUUGAUAGAUAACCUGAAAGACUUCGAUCUGGACUUAACUCUGUUUUCUUGGGAGGCUUUCCAGAAAGAGCUGAACGAGGUGGGACCUUCCGAGGUGUAUCACGUUUUAGUGAUGCUCAAACCCAUUUGCACCGAACGAGGCAAGGUGCAAAAUAGCUUAGAGGACUUCGAGGACACCGAUUGGAGCCGUAGGGACUUACUGGGGCCCAACCACCGAAGGAAACUCAGAGCCACAGUCCUGGCUUUCCUGAAGAGAAAUUGGAUAUAGCCGUGUUGUUUUAGUCAAAUGUUUUACUUUCACUUUAUGCCACAAUAAAUAUUUUAUUAUACAUAAA
This is a messenger RNA of Anoplophora glabripennis (Asian longhorned beetle), 1435 nucleotides long. RefSeq lists its product as uncharacterized. The coding region runs from base 130 to 1368 and encodes 412 amino acids. The transcript has a single exon. Lineage: Eukaryota; Metazoa; Arthropoda; Insecta; Coleoptera; Cerambycidae. The record is from RefSeq and is a predicted model, not a curated record.